Messenger RNA from Knipowitschia caucasica, 8025 nucleotides. Lineage: Eukaryota; Metazoa; Chordata; Actinopteri; Gobiiformes; Gobiidae. The record is from the annotation of a GenBank genome assembly.
AUGUCUCCCACACCCAUGAACCCAAACCCAACAGGAAAAACUCACUCACUCAACCCCCAUCCUCUCUUUCUCACUCAUCGCUCCUCACCCCACUCUAACCCCCUCGUAGUCAUCCCUCUUACACCACACCUUCUCUCCUCCCUGUCGACCCUGGAACCCUUCACAUUCAACUCCCCCUCGAAUCACUCUCUUCUCAAGACCCCUGCUCUCCCCCUGAUUCCGUCAACACUCCACAUCAUUCGCUCUCACUCUCUAUGCUCAAUUUCUCAACCUUCCUCCUUAUUCUUCCCUCCUCUUCUCCACCCCCCCCUCACCCCCCUACCUCCUCUCUUCUCUCGGCCCUCCUCCUCAGUCUCCCCUUACUCUCCCUCGUCACUUCCCGUCCCCCCCCACCUCGAACCCCACCCCCCUCCUCCUCCUUUCCUCAAACUUCUCCUUACUCCCUCAUCACCCCCCACCCCCUCUCGCCCCCCCUCUCUUCUCCUAUCUACUUCCCUCUCUUACUCCCAAGCCUCUCCUAGUUCAUCCACCACCCUCACCUCCCCCCCUCUCACUCGAAUUUACUUCUCGGACCCGUCCUCCCUCUCCUCCUCCCCCUCCCACCUCUUUUUGCAUUUCCUAUUCUCACGCCACUCUCUUCUCAACCUUCCUCUUCACCUCGCCUCACCAUCUCUCUCUCCCGCCUCGUGCCCUCCUGUCACGCUCACACUAUUUCUCAUCUCUCUCCUCUCACGGUCCCCACUCUUUCUCCUACUCUCCCGCUUACAUUCCCCUUUAUUUUUUUUCACCACUCUCACCUUCACUUCUGCUUUCCCCUCACCUCACAUUUCCCUUUUGUCCCCCACAGCCAAGACUCUCCUCUACCCCACCUCUCCACGCUCGUACUCCCUCUCCCGCUCUCCUCCUCACGCUCCAUCCUCUACCCCUCCUCUUCUCAAUCACCUCUCCUCUCCUCUCUCUUCACCACUUGAGGAGGAGCAGGCUCUUGCAGAUGAUAGACUUCAGUUCUUCCUGGUCUUCGGUGGAAGCACAAAGCGGCACCUGACCAGCACCGAGCGCGGCGGCCAUGACACCCUGCAGGCCCUCUGUCCCGCCCAUGACUGCUGUGAGGCGGUGCUGGUCACGCUCUGCUCCGUUAGCCCCGCCUCCGACCACGCCGUUGGUCAUGUGACUCCGGUGGCCGAGCAACGCUUCUGUUUUGUCCAGGACUUGGCUUUUGACAUGGCUCAGUUUCUUGUGAGCACUGCAGGGCGCUCGGACGGCCUGGAGGGGGCGCUGCUGUUGGACGAGUGUCACAUUCCUCUGAGGGAGUGUGAACGUUUGGAUGAAAGCCUGGCUCUGGCUCUUUACCACCUCGCUCUGCCCCCGGGAUGGAGCUUACUGGGCAUGAGACUGUCCACCGGCACAGUCAUGGACCCUCAGGAGACACUGCUGCACUUUUCGGCCCGACGUGGACUGUCUCAGGUGACUCAGUUCCUUCUACAACAGCCUGGAGCAAAAGAAGCUUUGGGAUUAACCAACAAACAAGGCUUUACUCCUGCAGCCGUCGCAGCCCAGAAAGGCCACCACUGCGUCCAUGAGCUCUUCAUCAGGGCUGAGAAGGACAUAGAGGCGUGCAGCCAGACUGAGCCUGUGCAGCUGGUCUCUGCAGACGCCCAGUUAGUUUGCCACCUCCCUCGGCUGAACACCCACACUCUCACUCUGAGCAUCGUACCAGGCCGUGACCCUCCAAACCUACAGCGGGGCGUGGACCAGCUGCAGCACUUGAUAUGUCAUCUCCGUGCCAAGGGAGUUUCUUCGCUCGAGCUGCCGUCUGAGUCUCUGCACACCGCGGCUGAAUGUUGUGAGGAUAUAGAGCCUGAGAUAACCUCGGUGGAGCAACAACACACUGCAGCAGCACCAGAGCGCCUGCAAAAAAGAAAACAAGAAGAGAGUGGGAAUGAAAACUGUGUUUCGAGGAACAGCCAAAGCAGUGCUGAGUGUGUACGUGAUGAGAAUGGGAACUCAGAAACAGACUGGAGCUCACGUGCAUGGACCCCAGAGGUAAGAAAAGAGGCCGAGGAACCUGCCCCGAGCCCUUCACCGAGCUGGGUGUGCCCUGCUUCACAUUCUGGGAGUGAUUACCAGAGAGCGGAGGAAGAGGGAAGGCAGUGGCCGGUCUGUUCCACUCUCAGUGUGUGUGAUAGCAGUGGAGCACAUGAGGAGACAGGGUGUGUGGGAACAGGGCCUGGAGCAGCUGGUGCCAAACAAGCAGAAGACACUGAUACUACAGACACUGGGAUCCAGGAAGCACAGGAGGCCUCAGAGGGGAGAGAGAGAGCUGGGCCUGAAACCGUGGGCUGUCCCGACCCAACACAUGGUGAGGACGAGGCAAAGUCCACUGAACAAAUAGCGUCUAGUGAACUCCCAGUGUCUGUCAUGGGUCAAUCACCUUCUACUGACUGCUCUGAUAUGUCGAAUACGUCUGACUGUGAAGUAAGCUGCAGCCACAAAGAAGAAGACAUCGUUGAAUCCAGUGUAAGAGAAGACAAGCAAGAAGACACCAAAGAGUUAACCAACUGUAGUAACGACUCUGGUGAUGUCAUCCCAGCGUGCGAUUGUGCUUUUCCAUCUUUCCUGAUAGAGGGCCUCCACCACGAAGGGGAACCUCCACCCCACACAAACAGCCUUGAACAAAACCAGGAAACAGCUGGAGUGGAUUAUGCACGAGAGCAGCAGUGGGGCUUGUCUCCAGAAACACAGGGUCAUUCUGGGAACUGUAGUGAGAUCUCCACGGCCGAGGAGUACGUUCAAUGCACAGAGGAUACGUCUGCGGAGGUUUCUCAUAACGUUAAAGACACUGGCUCUCCCAUUGAAGAACUAAACAACCUGGAAGAACCGUCUGGACUGACUUCACCUGCGGAUCAGCCGGAAAUGAUCCAUGUCAUAUCUAGCGACGAUGACAUUAGUUUUCAGUCUGUGGGAUCAACGACGGACAUUUUUGAUCCUACGGUCCAAGCCCAACCUGCCGAACUGUCUUCUACGGGAGUUGGGACUGGAACAUCAUUACUAGAGAAGUCUUGUGAGACAGAUUUACUCUCGGUGGAUGUAGAGCUGCCUUCAGAUUCUCCCAUUGUCAAUCCACGGUCCGUUCCCGCCUGCAGCCAAACUGGCUCUGCGCCCGGACGUCUACUUUCGCCCCAUUCCCUCACAAUGGAGCCUUUGAUUGUUGAGGCCAACGGAGGCGAACUGUCCUCUGUCCAGUUCAGAGAGGAACUGUCAGAAGAGUUGGAGAGCGGUGUCCCAACAGCGAUACAAGUGGGUGAUAGUGAAAGUGCGUGUAACCCCUCAGACAAAUGUGUGUUUACAGAGAAUUCACCAUCGGAGUUGGAACCCGCCUCUCGGGCUCGAAUCAAAUCUAAUUCUGACGUGAAGUCUUUGCAAAACUGUGAAACUACUACAAAUGAAAGCAACGCUAAUCUGGACAAUGAGGAAACGCCGCAUUCAGGGACCACUACUGCAUUAUUUACAGGUCAAGCCACUGUUUUCUCUGCUGAUCUGGACGAGAUGACGACGAGGACCUGCAGAGAGACCAGUGGAUCUCAGUCUGAAGGUCUUGUCUGGUCCCGGUCUUCAAGCUACACGGAUGAAGUCUCAAAAGCCCCGAACAGCCCAGAGCAAGUGGAGGCGGAUGACACUUCUGUGGAGCACACGUCUAUGAUCCACCGCGACACAGACGCGACCCGUGAGCCCUGCCACGCUCUGCCUUCAGAGUCCGUCCAGUCCUUCGUGUUACCGUCCCGGUCCGACAGCGUCAGCAGCUGCCCGUCCACAUAUCACAGAAACUCGGCCCACGACUUGGAAAGCUUUUUGACAGCGGAGCCCGGAUGUGACGGCCUCUUCAAACGGAUGGAUGAGCCUCUGACCGGAGCAGACAGCACCAGUGAGUUGUCAGUGUCCUGCUCCUCCACGGACGACAGCACCAGCCUCGGCCCGUCCAGCUCCAGCCCCGAGGAGAGCCUUGGCCUGGGCUGCCACUGGAACCCAGAGGAGGGGGUCAAAGCUGGGCCCGACACCCCCGACAGUGCUGCAGGUGAUGCUGAGGAGGAGGCCAAGGACAGAGUGACGGAGGUUCCACGCCGCUCCUGCCCUCGCUCCAUCUCCCCCCUCCGGCGCCACAGCUGGGGGCCGGGAAAGAACUGCACUGGAGACGUGGAAAUGAACCGCAGCUACAGCCUGGAGGGGCUCAGCGGAGUCCAAGAGGAGCUCAGAGGGUCUUCCUGCCCGAGCCCCCAGAUCCUGGAACCUUCAGAGAGGCCUCACGAUGAACGGGGCUCGCUGAUGUCUCUGACUGAGGAUCCGACCGAGAGGGUGCAGCUGCGGAGACUGGACAAACAAAAGUCACAGCGGUAUCGUCCAAUGAGAAACAGCUGCCCUCCCAUGACUCUCCCACUCACCAAGUCCGUCUCCAUGCUCGCCAUCAGCCACAGAGACCUCGACGGUUUGCGGCCCUUUUCCUGCACCUCGGCAUCUCUAGCCUACAGCAUAUCAGAGGAGGAGCCCGGCCCUCUGCGCACAGAUAUGGAAGAAAAGAAUUUGACAAAAGUCGGUCGGACCUUCAGCUACCUCAAAAGCAAAAUGUACAAAAAGACCCGGCAGUUCCGGGCGUCUCUACUCGAACAGUCCAGUGCGUCUCUACUGAACAAGUACCGUGCGUCCUCUAACUGCAUCAGUCCGGGGGGGCGGGGGGACGAGGGGCUGAACAGUUCGUGCGUCUCUAACUGGAACAGCAAGACCGAGUCCAGACCGGCAAGACCCGAGUCCAGACAACAAGACCCGAGUCCAGACAGGCAAGUCCCGAGUCCAGACAGGCAAGACCCGAGUCCAGACAGGCAAGUCCCGAGUCCAGACAGGCAAGACCCGAGUCCAGACAGGCAAGUCCCGAGUCCAGACCGGCAAGACCCGAGUCCAGACCGGCAAGACCCGAGUCCAGACCGGCAAGACCCGAUUCCAGACCGGCAAGUUCUGAGUCAAGACAGGCAAGUCCUGAGUCCAGACAGGGAAGACCCGAGUCCAGACAGGCAAGUCCCGAGUCCAGACAGGCAAGACCCGAGUCCAGACAGACAAGACCCGAGUCCAGACAGGCAAGACCCGAGUCCAGACAGGCAAGACCUGAGUCCAGACAGGCAAGACCGAGUCCAGACAGGCAAGACCGAGUCCAGACAGGCAAGACCGAGUCCAGACCGGCAAGACCGAGUCAGACCGGCAAGAUCCGAGUCCAGACCGGCAAGUCCCGAGUCCAGACAGGCAAGUCCCGAGUCCAGACGGCAAGACCCGAGUCCAGACCGGCAAGACCCGAGUCCAGACCGGCAAGACCCGAGUCCAGACCGGCAAGACCCGAGUCCAGACCGGCAAGACCCGAGUCCAGACCGGCAAGUUCUGAGUCAAGACAGGCAAGACCGAGUCCAGACCGCCAAGACCCGAGUCCAGACCGGCAAGACCCGAGUGAAGACAGGCAAGCAAGUCCCGAGUCCAGACAGGCAAGACCCGAGUCCAGACAGACAAGACCCGAGUCCAGACAGACAAGACCCGAGUCCAGACAGGCAAGACCCGAGUCCAGACAGGCAAGACCUGAGUCCAGACAGGCAAGACCGAGUCCAGACAGGCAAGACCGAGUCCAGACCGGCAAGACCGAGUCAGACCGGCAAGAUCCGAGUCCAGACCGGCAAGUCCCGAGUCCAGACAGGCAAGUCCCGAGUCCAGACGGCAAGUCCCGAGUCCAGACGGCAAGACCCGAGUCCAGACCGGCAAGACCCGAGUCCAGACCGGCAAGACCCGAGUCCAGACCGGCAAGUUCUGAGUCAAGACAGGCAAGACCGAGCAAGACCGAGUCCAGACAGGCAAGACCGAGUCCAGACCGGCAAGACCGAGUCAGACCGGCAAGAUCCGAGUCCAGACCGGCAAGUCCCGAGUCCAGACGGCAAGUCCCGAGUCCAGACGGCAAGACCCGAGUCCAGACCGGCAAGACCCGAGUCCAGACCGGCAAGACCCGAGUCCAGACCGGCAAGUUCUGAGUCAAGACAGGCAAGACCGAGUCCAGACCGGCAAGACCCGAGUCCAGACCGGCAAGACCCGAGUGAAGACAGGCAAGUUCUGAGUCCAGACAGGCAAGUUCUGAGUCCAGACAGGCAAGUCCCGAGUCCAGACAGGCAAGUCCCGAGUCCAGACCGGCAAGACCCGAGUCCAGACAGGCAAGUCCCGAGUCCAGACAGGCAAGACCCGAGUCCAGACAGACAAGACCCGAGUCCAGACAGGCAAGACCCGAGUCCAGACAGGCAAGACCUGAGUCCAGACAGGCAAGACCGAGUCCAGACAGGCAAGACCGAGUCCAGACCGGCAAGACCGAGUCCAGACCGGCAAGAUCCGAGUCCAGACCGGCAAGUCCCGAGUCCAGACAGGCAAGUCCCGAGUCCAGACGGCAAGACCCGAUUCCAGACCGGCAAGCAAGUUCUGAGUCCAGACCGGCAAGACCCGAGUCCAGUCCCGAGUCCAGACAGGCAAGACCCGAGUCCAGACAGGCAAGACCCGAGUCCAGACAGGCAAGACCCGAGUCCAGACAGGCAAGAUCCGAGUCCAGACAGGCAAGACCCGAGUCCAGACAGGCAAGACCCGAGUCCAGACAGGCAAGACCCGAGUCCAGACAGGCAAGACCCGAGUCCAGACAGGCAAGAUCCGAGUCCAGACAGGCAAGUUCUGAGUCCAGACAGGCAAGUUCUGAGUCCAGACAGGCAAGUUCUGAGUCCAGACAGGCAAGACCGAGUCCAGACAGGCAAGACCGAGUCCAGACAGGCAAGACCGAGUCCAGACAGGCAAGACCCGAGUCAAGACAGGCAAGACCCAAGUCCAGACAGGCAAGUUCUGAGUCCAGACAGGCAAGACCCGAGUCCAGUCCCGAGUCCAGACAGGCAAGACCCGAGUCCAGACAGGCAAGACCCGAGUCCAGACAGGCAAGACCCGAGUCCAGACAGGCAAGACCCGAGUCCAGACAGGCAAGACCCGAGUCCAGACAGGCAAGAUCCGAGUCCAGACAGGCAAGACCCGAGUCCAGACAGGCAAGACCCGAGUCCAGACAGGCAAGACCCGAGUCCAGACAGGCAAGAUCCGAGUCCAGACAGGCAAGACCCGAGUCCAGACAGGCAAGACCCGAGUCCAGACAGGCAAGACCCGAGUCCAGACAGGCAAGACCCGAGUCCAGACAGGCAAGACCCGAGUCCAGACAGGCAAGACCCGAGUCCAGACAGGCAAGUUCUGAGUCCAGACAGGCAAGUUCUGAGUCCAGACAGGCAAGACCGAGUCCAGACAGGCAAGACCGAGUCCAGACAGGCAAGACCCGAGUCAAGACAGGCAAGACCCAAGUCCAGACAGGCAAGUUCUGAGUCCAGACAGGCAAGACCCGAGUCCAGUCCCGAGUCCAGACAGGCAAGACCCGAGUCCAGACAGGCAAGACCCGAGUCCAGACAGGCAAGACCCGAGUCCAGACAGGCAAGACCCGAGUCCAGACAGGCAAGACCCGAGUCCAGACAGGCAAGAUCCGAGUCCAGACAGGCAAGACCCGAGUCCAGACAGGCAAGACCCGAGUCCAGACAGGCAAGACCCGAGUCCAGACAGGCAAGACCCGAGUCCAGACAGGCAAGUCCCGAGUCCAGACAGGCAAGACCCGAGUCCAGACAGGCAAGACCCGAGUCCAGACAGGCAAGUCCCGAGUCCAGACAGGCAAGACCCGAGUCCAGACAGGCAAGACCCGAGUCCAGACAGGCAAGAUCCGAGUCCAGACAGGCAAGACCCGAGUCCAGACAGGCAAGACCCGAGUCCAGACAGGCAAGACCCGAGUCCAGACAGGCAAGUCCCGAGUCCAGACAGGCAAGACCCGAGUCCAGACAGGCAAGACCCGAGUCCAGACAGGCAAGUCCCGAGUCCAGACAGGCAAGACCCGAGUCCAGACCGGCAAGACCCGAGUCCAGACAAGCAAGACCCGAGUCAGCCUGA